Molecule: messenger RNA, 1255 nt
Organism: Penicillium samsonianum
Lineage: Eukaryota; Fungi; Ascomycota; Eurotiomycetes; Eurotiales; Aspergillaceae
Gene: pyrG
Product: orotidine-5'-phosphate decarboxylase pyrG
Exons: 2
Coding region: 150-980 (276 amino acids)
Biological process (GO): 'de novo' UMP biosynthetic process; 'de novo' pyrimidine nucleobase biosynthetic process
Cellular component (GO): cytosol
Molecular function (GO): orotidine-5'-phosphate decarboxylase activity
Source: RefSeq, a predicted model, not a curated record
GAAACUUGCUUCUAUUAUUCUGCCUUUGGAGCUUAAAAGACAAUUGUACUCAAGAGGCAUUUGUCAUUUGAUUAACCUUCCUCCUUUUGAAACCCCAAAAACCCGUAUCAAAUACAUAUAAACCGCCUCUUCACCCCGCCAACCCCGCCAUGUCGUCCAAGUCGCAAUUGACCUACAGCGCCCGCGCUCAAUCGCACCCCAAUCCCCUCGCGCGCAAGCUUUUCCAAGUCGCCGAGGAAAAGAAGAGCAAUGUUACCGUCUCCGCUGAUGUGACCACAACAAAGGAGCUCCUGGACCUCGCCGACCGCCUUGGCCCCUACAUCGCCGUGAUCAAAACACACAUCGACAUCCUCUCCGACUUCAGCCAAGCAACAAUCGACGGCCUGAAUGCCCUAGCCCAAAAGCACAACUUCCUCAUCUUCGAAGACCGCAAAUUCAUCGACAUCGGCAACACAGUCCAGAAACAGUACCACAACGGCACCCUCCGCAUCUCCGAAUGGGCCCAUAUAAUCAACUGCUCCGUCCUACCCGGCGAGGGCAUCGUCGAGGCCCUCGCGCAAACCGCCCAGGCCACUGACUUCCCCUACGGCUCCGAGCGGGGCCUCCUCAUCCUCGCCGAGAUGACCUCCAAGGGAUCCCUUGCAACGGGCGCCUACACCUCCGCCUCCGUCGAUAUCGCACGCAAGUACCCCAGCUUCGUGCUGGGCUUUGUCUCAACCCGCUCGCUGGGCGAGGUCGAGUCUACCGAGGUGCCCGCCCAGGGCGAGGACUUCGUCGUCUUCACCACUGGCGUCAACCUGUCGUCUAAGGGCGAUAAGCUCGGUCAGCAGUAUCAGACGCCGCAGUCGGCUAUUGGCCGCGGUGCCGACUUUAUUAUCUCUGGUCGUGGUAUCUAUGCCGCUGCGGAUCCUGUUGAGGCCGCUAAGCAGUACCAGCAGCAGGGUUGGGAGGCGUAUCUGGCCCGCGUGGGCGCGCAAUAGAAUGUGUAGUCCACGUUCCACUGUAGGUACAUGUGUGGUGAUGCAUAAUGAAAAAUAUAUAUUUGAUGGCGUGCUAUAUAAUCCUUUUGCAUCUUGGUGGUUUCUUACAUCAGCGUUGUUCACGAGUCUCCAGGGCUAUGUAAGGGCUUUCCUACAUGUACAGACGAUGCAAGGGCAAGGUUAAGUCCAACGAUACAUGCAAGUACUCUGCAAACAGCAUGCUUCACCCCGUCUUUGACGAAUCAAGAGAUCAAAAGCGAAUCUUUGAAUAUCCG